GCCGACCUUUAUUUCUCGGAUUAUUUUCGGGUUUUGGAUCGGAUAGUCGGUUGUUUUUCUGGUUCUGCUUGUCCACCCCUAGGUUAAACGUGCAAAGAGGAAAGAGAGAACCCAACCUUCCUCUGUUCAGUUUCCGACCAGCCAUGACUGCCGACCAAUCUACUCUGCCCCAUUGACUUCAUUUGAGGUAGAAACUGAGGUAGGAAGGAGACGUGACUGUUGAGCCUCCCCACAGUCUUUUCUGGCUCUUUUAACCCCGGCGAAGCUAAAGCAAGCUUCCCUGCCACCUAUUGUCACUGGAUAAACCACCAUUACCGUCAUUUUUACAGGAAUUUGAAAUCGAAAAGCUGUAGAACUGGAGUUUGCGGUCUUCGAUUUGUGCAGCUACUUGCUGUUUUAGCGUGUGGCGGCAAGCAUGGAGGCUGCCUGAGCUUCUUGAUUCGACACUGGUGAGUGGACGCCACGCGCUGGCAGCAGCUUUGACCCCGCGCGAACAGAAAUUUCAGUGAUGGGUAGAAGGAAGCAAGCCCGCCCACAUCGGUCUGGUGGAUUAAUUAUAGCAAACAGUGAUGCUACUGAAGUAGAAUUGGAUAAACAGAAAGUACCUGAGACCGAGUCAGCAAACAAGGGGGAAUUUGUUGCUAUUGAUAGACCGUAUUAUGUGGAAGUUGAUAGGAGUAAUUGGGUUUCAAAUGAGCACCUUGAUAUAUCUGAAGUCAUCUUAAAUGACAUGAAUUUUGGAGAAGCAUAUUCUAGUUUCAGAAUAAAUGCAGACUUUUAUCAGUCUAGGUAUUCCUUAAGGUUUCGAGUGUGCAAUGUUGAUGAGUUUGUGAUUGAUCGUAUUAAGUUUGGUCAUUGGCCUGUGCUUUCCUCCAGUGAUAUAUCUUUGGAGUUGAUUGAGAAAUGCAUGGUUGAGGAUAGGGAAAUGCAAUCAGUAAUUUUCUCUGGCAGUUUUGAUGGACCGGAUGAGGGUAUUACUGGUCUUGUUCACUUGACAAGUAUGGAGUUUUUGACAUUGAGGCCAGUUCUGGGGUUUAAAUGUUCAGAGGAGAUGGUAUCUGUAAGAGUGAGGGUGGAGAUACUUAAGAAAGCUUUUGAUGCUUGUGAGUCCCUUCUAGAAAAUACCAGGCAAUUAUGGAAGAAGAGUAUAAUGAGUGUGAUGGCUUGGCUACGACCAGAAGUAAUGAUGUCAGAGGCUAGGUAUGGGGUUACUAAUUCUACAGAAAUGGCAGCCAACAAUGUUGCAGGUAUGGGAGAUGAUACCUCCAAGUCCAGAAAAGGAGCAAGGUUUGAUGUUACUGGGUUUUAUGAAGCCAUUAAACCAUCAAAAUCUGCUUCCAUGCUUGAUGAUGACUUAUCUGACUUGCUCCCUGUACUGAGACCAUAUCAGCGUCGUGCAGCUUUCUGGAUGUUACAACAAGAAAAAGGAGAUUCAAAAGAUUUAGGUGAAGGCAAAAGAAGUCAAUUCUUUUCCCCCUUAUGUAUGCCCGUGAAUUUUCUUGACAGUGGUUCAACAAUGUUCUAUAAUCCAUUUAGUGGCAAUAUUUCGUUGUUCCCGGAGUUCACUUCACCAUAUAUCUUUGGUGGGAUUCUUGCUGAUGAGAUGGGUUUGGGGAAGACUGUUGAACUGCUUGCUUGCAUAUUUGCUCAUCGGAAGCCAGCAUGUGAAGAUAGCAUCUUCAUUGAUAAUGCAUGGCUGGGUUCUGGAGAUCAGAAAGCUAAUAUUCGAAGAUUGAAAAUAGAACGUGUUGAGUGCAUAUGUGGAGCUGUGAGUGAAAGUUAUAGAUAUAGAGGACUGUGGGUACAGUGCGACAUUUGUGAUGCUUGGCAACAUGCAGACUGUGUUGGUUAUUCAGCUAAAGGGAAAAAGAAGAGAUCAACAAUUGAGGUGCAAAAACAUAGAAAGAAAACUACAAUCAGCUUUGUUGAGAGAGAUGGGGAUCAUAUUUGCCAGAUGUGCUCUGAAUUGAUACAAGCAACUGACUCUCCCAUAGCUACUGGUGCCACCCUUAUUGUCUGUCCAACUCCUAUAUUGCCACAGUGGCAUGCUGAAAUUGCACGUCAUACGCGUCCAGGUUCCUUAAAAACUUGUGUAUAUGAAGGUGUGCGAGAUACAUCUCUUUCAAAUACAACUACAGUGGAUAUUAGUGAACUUGUCAAUGCUGACAUCGUACUGACAACGUAUGAUGUACUCAAAGAGGACUUAUCCCAUGACUGUGAUAGGCAUGAAGGUGAUCGACGCUUCCUGAGGUUCCAGAAGAGGUAUCCUGUUAUUCCAACUCUUCUCACCAGAAUAUUUUGGUGGAGGGUUUGCUUGGAUGAGGCUCAAAUGGUGGAGAGUAAUGCUACUGCUGCAACGGAAAUGGCUCUUCGAUUGUCUGCUAAGCACCAUUGGUGUAUUACAGGGACACCUAUACAAAGGAAACUUGAUGACUUAUAUGGCCUUCUAAGAUUCCUUAAAGCUACCCCUUUCAAUGUUUCUCGGUGGUGGGUUGAUGUUAUAAGAGAUCCAUAUGAGAGGAGAGAUGCAGGAGCAAUGGAAUUUACACAUAAAUUCUUCAAACAAAUCAUGUGGCGUUCUUCAAAAGUACAUGUUGCAGAUGAGUUGCAACUCCCACCUCAGGAAGAGUGUGUCUCCUGGCUCACAUUUUCAGCAAUUGAAGAGCACUUUUACCAGAGACAGCAUGAAACUUGUGUGAAUUAUGCCCGUGAAGUCAUUGAAAGUCUGAAAGACGAUAUUCUCAAAAGAAGAGUCUCAGGUUGUUCACCUUCUGAUGCUUUGGCUGAUCCUUUCAUCACCCAUGCAGAGGCUGCAAAGCUAUUUAACUCGCUCUUGAAGCUUCGUCAAGCUUGCUGCCACCCUCAAGUAGGAAGUUCAGGGCUGCGUUCUGUGCAACAAUCCCCCAUGACUAUGGAGGAAAUACUAAUGGUUCUUGUUGGGAAGACAAAGAUAGAAGGGGAGGAAGCUCUCAGGAAGUUAGUUGUUGCAUUAAAUGCACUUGCAGGCAUAGCUAUAAUUGAGCAAAAUUUUUCUCAAGCUAUAUCGUUAUACAGAGAAGCAUUGGCUCUAGCUGAAGAGCACUCUGAAGAUUUUCGCCUAGACCCUUUGCUGAAUAUUCAUAUUCAUCAUAACCUUGCUGAGAUACUUCCAAUGGUCACCAACUGCCCAUCCCUUCUCUCCUCAAAUGGAGAACAACUGCAUGAAAAAUUUGAAAAGGCCUCUAAGAUACACAGUAUUGAAAAUUGUGAUAUAAAUGCUGUGAAGAGGCGAAAGGUUAGUGGAGAGCAUGAUUCAUAUUGCACUGUUGAUGCUGGAAAUACAAUAGUUCUAUCAAAAAAUAGCUUAAAUGGAGAACAAGGAGUCGAUGGUAAGUCCGAUGUAUCAUCUAUGUCCUUCAGUGAGGGAUUGUUGAGGACCACAUGUGAGGAAUUAAAACAGAAAUACCUAUCUAUGUUUACUGCAAAGCUCUCUAUGGCUCAACAAGACUUCAGAAAGUCAUACAAGCAGGUUUGUAAUGCAUUUAGUGACAGAGAAAAUCAAGAUACAGUUUGGUGGUUGGAUGCUCUUCAUCAUGCUGAGCUGAACAAUGACUUCUCAAGAGACCUGAUAAGAAAAAUUGAAGAGGCUGUCUCAGGAACUCUCAACAAUUCGAGGUCAUCAAGAAUUGCAUCCUGUUUCCGAAGCAUGACUGCUUUAAAGUACCAUAUUCAGACUCGUUUGGACCAAUUGGAAGCCUCUAGAAAAACAUUACUCGAUCGACUUCUGGAAAUUGACCAGACAAUGGAGAAACCAAAAAAAGAGGAUAUUGAACGUGUGAGAUACUGUCGAAGUUGCCAGGCUAUUGGUGAUGGUCCCACAUGUAUUCAUUGUGAACUAGAAGAACUAUUUAAGGAUUAUGAGGCGAGGCUGUUUCGGCUCAACAAAUUGCGUGGAGAGAUCAUUACUUCUGCUGAAGAGGCAGUAGAUCUGCAGAAGAAGAACUCUGCACUAAACCGUUUCUAUUGGAAUUUAUCAGGGGCAAAUAAAAAUCCAACUUCAUCCGGUGAUGUCAAUGAAACAUCAAAGAGGAGAGAUGCUGGAGAAAGAGUAGUGGUUUCAAAAUCACCCUCUGAAUUGGAAGUUGUUCUUGGAGUUAUUAAGAGCUAUUGCAAAGUUCAGUUGGGGAAGGAAGGAAUUACGGCAGCCAGCAAGCAGCUACACAAUCUGGAGGGCAUGAGGAAGGAAUACAGCCAUGCCAGAUCCCUGGCAGUUUCUCAAGCUCAACUUUUGCGUGCUCAUGAUGAAAUUAGGAUGGCAACAUCACGUUUACACCUAAGAGAAAAUGAGAAUGAUGACUCCAUUGAUGCUUUAGGUCCAAAUGAAUUGGAGUCUGCUAGUGUGCUGCACUCCAAUGAAAAAUUCAUUUCCUUGUCCAUGUUGUCACGUAUAAAAGGGAGGCUUCGCUAUUUGAAGGGUUUGGUAUUAUCUAAGCAGAGGUCGUCUUCAGAAAGCUCAAAUAAUUCCUCAUUAGCUCAAGAAAUUACUACAGUAUCAAUGUCUACAGAGAAGAUAAGCAAAGACCUACCAAAAGAUGAGGAAGCAUGCCCAAUCUGUCAAGAAAAGCUAAACAAUCAAAAGAUGGUUUUUCAAUGUGGGCAUGUUACUUGUUGUAAAUGUUUAUUUGCCAUGACUGAGCAAAGGCAGCACGAUAAUAAGUUCCAACGUAAAUGGGUCAUGUGCCCAACAUGUCGGCAGCAUACAGAUUUUGGGAAUAUUGCUUAUGCAGAUGACAGACAAGACAAGUCUUGUAAUUCAGCUAUGUUAAAUACAGUUCAAGAUUGUGAAAAAUGUGAAGCAUCUUUAACCGUUCAAGGUUCAUAUGGAUCAAAGAUCGAAGCAGUCACAAGAAGAAUCUUGUGGAUCAAAUCUUCAGAUCCUGAUGCCAAAGUUCUGGUUUUCUCAAGUUGGAAUGAUGUACUUGACGUGUUAGAACAUGCUUUCAAUGCUAAUGGUAUCACCUAUAUCCGGAUGAAAGGAGGAAGGAAGGCGCAUAUUGCCAUCAGUGAAUUUAGAGGGCAGGAAAGCAGUGCAAAAAGAACUCACAAAAUACAUGGCCAAAAAGAACAAAAAGGUGUUCAAGUGUUGCUGCUUCUAAUCCAACAUGGAGCCAAUGGUCUUAAUCUUUUAGAAGCACAGCAUGUUGUUCUUGUAGAGCCUCUACUUAAUCCUGCAGCAGAAGCACAAGCAAUCAGCCGGGUACACCGAAUUGGGCAGGAAAAUAAGACCCUGGUCCACCGAUUUAUAGUUAAAAGCACUGUGGAAGAGAGCAUAUAUAAAUUGAACAGGAGUAAAAACACCAGUUCCUUCAUAAGUGGUAACACAAAGAAUCAGGAUCAGCCACUCUUGACGCUUGAAGAUGUAGAGUCCCUAUUUGCGACAGUGGCCUCCACAGUUCCAAAAGGUGAGGAAGAAACCACUGAAAGUCUAAGACAUUUGCCUCCUGCCGUGGCUGCUGCUUUGGCAGCUGAGAGGAGACUGAAGGAGAAUACAACAUGACAUUUUUUUGUGUUGAUCAUUCAAUUCAAUAAGGACAACACCAGAAUCGAACUGCAAUAAAGCAAUCUUCUCGCAUUCACACAUCCUGCACUUUCCCCUCAUUCAUCCCACUAUAUUUGUAGGUUAUUUAACUGAAGUUCUGUAUAGUCUUCCAGUUGUUAGAAAUUAGUUUGUUGCUGUAUAUAGCAAAAUGCCCAUUUUCAUUUCCAAUUUAGAAGAUGGUAACAGUUACAGACAUUCAAAUUCAAGCUCAUUGUAGAUAAAUAAUUUAUUAUUCA
Hevea brasiliensis (rubber tree) is the source of this 5814-nucleotide messenger RNA. RefSeq lists its product as uncharacterized. Gene Ontology annotation, molecular function: ATP binding; ATP-dependent chromatin remodeler activity. NCBI's taxonomy places the organism in Eukaryota, Viridiplantae, Streptophyta, Magnoliopsida, Malpighiales, Euphorbiaceae. The coding region runs from base 509 to 5536 and encodes 1675 amino acids. The transcript is spliced from 20 exons. The record is from RefSeq and is a predicted model, not a curated record.